UCGCGUCAUUCAUUGUUUAAAGUUCGUGUGGUGAUGGUACCAUAUGUCAUAUUCUCAAAAACUCCCACAAUUGUGAUGAAAAAAGUUAUAUUGCAAUGUCCUAGUGAAAACGUUUGUGCUAAUGUGGUUUUUUUAUGAAUUAUUUUUGUGUUAAUGACCUUGUUUUGCAAAAACCUGCUCAAGACAUAUCAAGUACGCCAAAGCCAGCCAAAUUAGAAGACUGAUUUUUGCAUACUAAAAAAUUAUGUAGCGAUUUUUUUACGACGCUAUUACCUUUUUUUAAUAGAAUAUACAUUCCAGAAUAUGUUUAUACGUUGACGUAAGCGAGCUAUGCGCCAUAUUGGAUCCGGCAUUUUAUAGCGUUUGUAAACAAAAUGGCGGCAACGGCACCGAUUUCGGAGGGAAAGGAGACAAUUGAUGAGGCAGAAGAAAAACUAUUGGAUAAGAAUAGAGCUGUUAUAGUGGCCAAUGAAGAUGGACAGACUACAAUAAAGUCAUCUAAAAAAGUAAAACUGCCAGAGGAUGAGAGUCCAGCGGUGGGCGCGGGUCGCUUUACCAUUGGACCAGCACCAGAAAGGGACUGGGAGAUGGUCCCACCCGACGGCAAGUGGGGCUGGUUCGUUCUCGUAGGUGCGACAUUAGUGAAUAUAUUAAUACCAGGCACUAUAAAAUCAUUUGGUGUACUACUGGUUGAAUUCAGAGAUGUCUUCCAAGCCAGCGAAUCAGCUUCGUCGGGGAUUGUCGCGCUAUGCUACUUCCUCUACAGCAGUUUAGGUCCAAUAUCAUCUAUUCUGUCUGUAAAAUGGUCUUAUCGGACUGUUACACUUAUCGGUGGAUGUUUCGCAGCAUUUGGCAUGAUUUUUAGCAGUUUGGCAUUUUCUAUCGGAUAUUUAUAUUUUAGUUUCGGUGCAAUGGUGGGUGCGGGCGCUGGGCUCGCGUUUCCUCCAACUGUGUAUAUCGUGACGUCAUAUUUCGUUCGCCUGCGCGGCCUCGCUAAUGGAAUAUGUAUGUCUGGAUCCGCAUUCGGUAGUAUCAUACUACCUCCUUUGUUACGAUAUCUGCUGGAAACUUAUGGAUAUAAAGGAGCUGUGUUAAUAUUAGGCGGUGUUAUGUUAAAUGUUUGGGCAGCAGCGUUAUUAUUUCAACCAGUUGAAGAACAUAUGGUGAGAAAGUAUAAAGAGCCAGAAGAAGAAGAUGAAGUACCACAGCUUGAACCGUUCGCGGAAGAAGAUCCCAUUGAUUUGGAAGCAAGUCAUCCGCGGCUCGUGUUGACGUCAGAAGACAACACACCAACAGACAAAUAUCCAAACAAUUCACCACCAAUCUUCAAACAUAAAUCUAACCUCGCAUUAGAUGAUAGAUCACCAAAUAAACUAGAUUUUGCUAGAUCAGCGAGCGCCGCCCAAGUUAUGAGAUUAUCGGAUGACAGAGCAAGAAAAAUAUCAACUUCUUCUAGACAUGGAUUAUCACAAAUAUCGAGUAAAAUAUCAAAUUACCUUCCAAGCAAUCCAUCUUUAUUAGAAUCAGUACCAGAAGGUAAAUCAAGUCGUACCAAUUCACAUGAUACUUUUGGAAGGAAAUUAACUGUACCAAAAACACCGAAACGUAGCCCUUCAACAUCAAGUUUUCAAUAUAUGUCGACACCUUUCCAUGGUUCAACACUCUCAGCGUUUGAGAAACCGAGUGAAUUUGCUUCCCAGUUCAGUCUGAAGUCCGUAACAGAUAGUUUAGCUCCGAUAACGUACUGUUGCGGUUGUAGAAAGAAAAGUGAUGACAAUAUUAAAAAGGAACCCAGUAAAUAUUUCGAUGUACAACUAUUGAAAGAUCCGAUAUAUCUUGUUAUUUUGAUAUCUAAUUGCACUUGCGCUAUUUCGUAUACAAAUUUUAUAAUCCUUGUACCAUCUUACGCGGUCGAAUGUGGCUUUGAUAAAUCAUUAGGCGCGUAUUUAUUGUCAAUUAUAUCAGCGUUAGAUUUGGUCGGCAGAAUCGGAGGUUCCGCUAUAUCUGAUGUUGUGUCAACGCCUAAACGUUAUUUUUUUAUAACCGGUUUAUUAAUAUCGGGUAUCAGUUUAGCGAUGAUACCGUUGAUGAAGAGUUAUUUAGCUAUAAGCGUUUUUUGUUCGAUAUUCGGUAUCGCUUCCGGUAUAAAUGUGGGUGUUACAGCACUAGUUAUGACAGAAAUGCUUGGUACAGAACGUUUGAUGUCAUCUUAUGGUAUUAGUUUGUUUGUGAAUGGCAUUUUGCAACUUAUUGGGCCUCCUGUAUGUGGUGUAUGGUUUGAAUACACUCAUUCAUACAAAUCUUUAUUCGUUACUUUGGGCCUGAUUCUCUGUAGCGGUGCGGCACUUUGGGGCUUUGUGCCAUUUAUUCAUAGUAGAAGGAAAAAAGCGGGAAGAAUGCAACAGAAUUUAGAAGAAAAAGCCUAAAGUAAGUAUUGGUGAAUCUGAAAUCGUCAAUUUUGCGUCUUGUAAUCUCGAAAUCAUCACUGAAAUGUAAUAAAAUGCCUUUUAAAUGUAAAAAUAUCAAUUUCCUAGAAGAAAAUGAUAGGGUCCAUUGAAAUGUAAGGUUUAAUUUUUUUAUUUUAACUA
Messenger RNA from Papilio machaon (common yellow swallowtail), 2588 nucleotides. It is a transcript of the gene hrm, whose product is annotated as monocarboxylate transporter 13. Lineage: Eukaryota; Metazoa; Arthropoda; Insecta; Lepidoptera; Papilionidae. The record is from RefSeq and is a predicted model, not a curated record. The coding region runs from base 375 to 2426 and encodes 683 amino acids. Gene Ontology annotation, molecular function: monocarboxylic acid transmembrane transporter activity. Gene Ontology annotation, biological process: monocarboxylic acid transport; transmembrane transport. The transcript is spliced from 8 exons.